CCAAAACACUCCGCUGGUUUUCCUGCACCGUCGAUCCUUUGCUAACACAAGUCAUAAAUAGCACCAAGCAGUAGCUUUCAGUGAAAAUAACAACCGAAACCAUGGAGCAAACAUACAUUAUGAUCAAGCCUGAUGGCGUCCAACGUGGACUUGUUGGUGAAAUCAUCAAGCGCUUUGAACAAAAGGGUUACAAGUUGGUUGCCAUGAAAUUGACUUCUCCUGGAGAGGAACACAUGAAGAAGCACUAUGCUGAUUUGUCCAGCAAGGGUUUCUUUGCCGGUCUUAUUGCCUACAUGACCUCUGGACCCGUUGUGGCCAUGGUCUGGGAGGGCAAGAAUGCCGUCGCCGAAGGACGCAAGAUGCUUGGUGCUACCAUGCCCAGUGAAUCCGCCAUGGGAACCAUUCGUGGUGAUUACUGCAUUGAGGUUGGACGCAAUAUCUGCCACGGAAGUGACGCCGUCGAAUCGGCCAAGAAGGAAAUUGCAUUGUGGUUCCCCGAGGGAGUUACCAGUUGGAGCAGCUGCGAAUCUUCCUGGGUGUACGAGUAAAUCAUCAGUCGUCAACCUGCGAGAAAAUCAUGAGAAGAGUACAAUGGUACGGUAGAAAUCAAAACACUACUACUAGUAGGUCAGCUAACCAAAAAACCAAUCUGCUUUUGCAGCAACAAGAGCAAAAUUGAAGAACAAAUUAUACAAUUCACCGGAAGUGGUUUUUCCUCUUUGCGCAAUUAUUCUUGUGUGGCAAGCAUGGAUGCGUUGGCGUCGCUUGUGAGGUUUUUCUGUGAAUCCUGUGGCGUCCGCAUCGUUUAUCUUUAUUAGUUAGAAGUAAGAUUGAACGUUGACAACCCGUGUUGUGAUC
Seminavis robusta is the source of this 858-nucleotide messenger RNA. The record is from the annotation of a GenBank genome assembly. Lineage: Eukaryota; Bacillariophyta; Bacillariophyceae; Naviculales; Naviculaceae.